AUGUUUUUUGUGUUUCCCUCCGUUAUCUAUCCUCGACGCACGGAGGAAAGGAUCUUCAAGGGACUUUACCAUAUUUGCAACGCCGCCCAUUUCAUCAGCCUUAUUGUGCUGCUGACAGAAUUCUACGUGCGGCAAACGAGCGUCUUUCCUGGAUACUUUGGCGGCGGGGAGGUCUCCCUGUCCCCGGGGUUGGAGGCCGCGAGCGAGAAUUGCAACUACAGCAAAAAUAUCCGUAUUGGUGAGAUCCGCACUGUAAUACACGUGAAUAGCGAGACUUUGCCUCUUCCUCUGAGGGUGAUGGCGGAAUGCAUUAUUGCUAUUCUCGUGGUGCAGUUCUUGGCAGUAAUCAACAACGUUUUGAGUCUCUUGAAUUACUCAGCGGGACGCCGUCAUCUGCGCAUAUGCGGCGUGCAUGUACCAUUCUAUCAUAUCCUGAGCACUUUUUCCAUCAUCUACUGCGUUGUGCUUAUCGCGAUGGUGUGGAUCACGUAUCCCGCGAGGAAUUUCUACAGGGAGGCCAUCUUGGCCUGCGCGGCAGAGGUGUUUGCCAAAAACUCGACAACGCUGGCGGAGUCGGAGUUUGAUGGGUACGAUACUUUUUCAACCCCUGUCGAGUGGGCUUUUUCCGCCGCAGUGAUUAAUCUUUUUAUAUGCUUCUUAGGGGUUGGGGUACUCAUAUGGAAGUCGUACAAACCAGAAAUAAGGCUUUUCUCGGAGGCAACGGUCCCAUGGGAAGGGCGCGGUCUGUCGUGCAGGCCAAAUAAGGCGGCACUUCGCAUUCACACAAUAGCGCGUGACAGAAUUUUGAGUGAGGCCCGUGAGGCGCUUGACCAAGGUCAAAAGGUACGCAUUAUGUGCAGCUACGCGCUCAUGACGGAGACGGAAUACGAGGCGCAGGUGCAGGAAAUGCAGCAGCUUUUUGCUACGCAGUUGAAGGAGCAGCAGUUUGAGCAUUUGCACACGCACUUUGACCGCGAGUCGGAGUUGGAGGGGAAUGGCCUCUUGUGGCGUCGACAGACCUCUCCGCCGCCACCGCCACCGGACGAUGCGGAUCAGUUCUUCAACAUGGAAGAUAUUUCGCCAGUGAACGAUGACGGCAUCAAAAUUGGCGGCGGGGAUGAGUUUUGCGAGAUUCUUGACGAGCCCGAAAUUGAGGAGAGGUUCUGGAGCGAAUGCGAAGGGAGCGGCUACGAAGCUGAAAACGCGGACGACGGGGGCGAGUUGGCGAGGGGGCCGCUGCAGGAGGGCGCGCAAGACCACCGACUGCGCAAGAAGCGUCGCCGGCAUCGCCACCAGCUCGGUGUGGAGAGUGAAAGCGCGACUCAACGGGAGAGGGCGUCGAUAGUGCAGCCGGAUUUGGGGGAGGCAUUGUAUGAUGGCGAGGCAGCGGGGCAGGAAGGGCUGCAGGGCGAUAGCGAGGAGUCGCUUCAGGGCCAUCGUCAUCAUCAUGCGCGCCGUCGUCGUCGUCGUCGACACCACUCACACGCAGUUGCCGAAAGGGACGGUGAGUCGGAGGGACGGAUUGCUGCUGCAGAGGUGCGGUUUGAGGAUGCCGAUGAAUUGUAA
Messenger RNA from Trypanosoma cruzi, 1566 nucleotides. RefSeq lists its product as uncharacterized. The transcript has a single exon. NCBI's taxonomy places the organism in Eukaryota, Euglenozoa, Kinetoplastea, Trypanosomatida, Trypanosomatidae. The record is from RefSeq and is a predicted model, not a curated record. The coding region runs from base 1 to 1566 and encodes 521 amino acids.